AAUUCUUGGAACUGAACUCAUAAAGUCAAACCCACUGGACUUUUCCCCGCUCCAGUUUUCCAGAUAACGUGAAUCACAUUUCCUCACCACUUUAAGCUCACGACUCUGUGACUUGCAGUCUUCAUUGCUUUGUGUUUGCUUUUAUAAAACACAUCUGACUAUUUAAGGACGGCUUACAAGUGCUUCUUUCAGUCUUUCGGAGUAAGGUAGACGUAUCGCAUUGAUUAAAUUCAAGUUACUUCUCCGUUACUUUUUUCUUCUUUUUUUUCCACAAAACUGUAGAAGCAUACAUAUUUCAUUAUAGUUUGGACUCUUUGGAAUUAUUCUGCCUUUUACAUUAGUUAGGUUUACUUUUCAAAACAGAAAAAGAAUACCGGUCUACAGGAUUUAACUCAAGCUUCUGUCAUGAUUCUUUGUGUACAAGGCCACAGAACCCUGCUGCCAGCUCCCGUCAACAACGUGCCUACGCUGACCAUGCGGGCAGAGUCGCACCAUGGGUUCCAUUCCCCGGCGUCGCUGCAUUGUGCCACCCAGCUAUGGGACCAAGCAAAGGACUUGAUCUCCAUUGCUCAGACUUUGCAGUACUUGAACGCCUCAGGUUGGUACUGGGGGCCCAUUUCAGCAGGAGAGGCCCGGACCAUGCUGCAGGACACCCAGGAGGGGACCUUCCUCGUGCGGGACAGCAGCCACCCCCAGUAUAGGCUGACCUUGUCAGUAAAGACAGGACGUGGCCCCACCAACGUGCGCAUUGAGUACAGUGAGGGCCAGUUUCGCCUGGACUCUAGCAAGCUAGCCAAGCCACGGCUGCAGGCUUUCCCCGACGUGCCCAGUCUAGUGCAGCACUACGUGAAAUCCAACCGUACAGAAGAGGACAGCCAAGGCCACACCCCCAGCCCCACCCCGCCACUGCCCACGCCCAAGGAGAAUGCACUGCUACUGAAACUGGUCAAACCACUGCUACGAUCACCAUGCCCCUCCCUACAGCAUCUAACACGCCUUGCCAUCAACCGCCUCACUCCUUGUCCAGACCAGCUGCCUUUGCCUCGCCCACUUUUGCUCUACCUUAAGGACUAUCCUUUCCAACUGUGAGGGUCUUGGCACCUCCUCCCCCAAGCCUGUGGAACACUGAGCAUUUCGGUCUUACGUCACGUUCUGUGAGGGCACAGGACUAACGCAGGGUGUGGAGACAGGCGUCUGUUUUAUGGGAACACUGCUGGGCAGAUUCCAGAGAGGACACUUGACUGACACUGUCUCAGACGUUAAUUUGGUCAUAUUUUAAUUCUCUGUGAAGUGUAGCUUCGUCCAUGUCUUACACAAAAAAGCCACAAUACAAUUGCACAUCAUGGACAUAAAGCUGGACUCAAUAUUACCUUAUCUAUUCCACCUGUGCCUCCAUUGUUGUCUUAUAAAAUGGUUCUUUGUGAAGACCUUUCUGGUUUUUUUUUCUCCAAUCAGUUAGGAUUCAUGUGAUUUUUUUAAAAAUCCCACUGUGUGGGUGUUUGUACAUAACUGUAUCUUUGUAUUUUUUAGUAAAAAUGAUUCACAUGAA
Molecule: messenger RNA, 1549 nt
Organism: Paramormyrops kingsleyae
Lineage: Eukaryota; Metazoa; Chordata; Actinopteri; Osteoglossiformes; Mormyridae
Gene: cisha
Product: cytokine inducible SH2-containing protein a
Biological process (GO): phosphatidylinositol phosphate biosynthetic process; intracellular signal transduction
Cellular component (GO): phosphatidylinositol 3-kinase complex
Molecular function (GO): 1-phosphatidylinositol-3-kinase regulator activity
Source: RefSeq, a predicted model, not a curated record